Messenger RNA from Daldinia loculata, 2581 nucleotides. RefSeq lists its product as uncharacterized. The coding region runs from base 612 to 2339 and encodes 575 amino acids. NCBI's taxonomy places the organism in Eukaryota, Fungi, Ascomycota, Sordariomycetes, Xylariales, Hypoxylaceae. The record is from RefSeq and is a predicted model, not a curated record. The transcript has 3 exons.
UAGAAGAGGGCAAGCUACCUAAUGUUCUAGACGUACGAUGUAACUACGUAUUAUCUCACCUACCCGAUUCAUCAAGCCGGUCUAGGCUAGUAUUGCUAGUUGUCGAUCGAAAAGUACCUGGCAUGCUAUGUAGUACUAGCCCUGAAUCCUUUCCGCUGCAACGUCCUCUCUAGACCUUAGGUCUGAAGGAGUAGAAGUCUUGAUUCUUACGGGCCCUGCAUGCACAUGAAUGAAAGCGUUGGUAGAUCAGGAUUACUUGCUCCAGGCUUCACCCUAAUCGAUCCAUUGGGGUAUAUUUUACCCCUGCACAUAUAUCUAUCAUCUACACACUUAGGUUAGUGGCUUACCAGAUACGACUUAAUACCUAGGUUAGAUCUCAUCAGUCCUAUUUCUCAUAAUUCUCUCGUUUCUCGAAUCUCAUUUUUAUAUUUUCCUCUCUUUAGCUCUUUCUAUUAUUUUACGUUGUUUAUGUUUAUUUAGAUUUUGUCCUCCUUCUAUCGUCUGUACUUGGGUAUUGGCACGACAAUGGCUAUUAUUAUCACAUGCUAGCUUUCUCUCAACAAAUCAUAAUCUAAGCGGACCCCGACGAGCCUUCGCGCUCCCUUACGAUAAUGGCUACGAAAUUCACAUCCUUCCUUUGCCUAUCGAUAUGGCUGCUUGCAGGACAAGUGUCAUGUGGCUCCAUUGCAGCGUGGUGGAAUACAAGGGCUCCCAGCUUUAUUAUGCAGGACGAUGAUACUGGCGGCAUACGAUAUAGUCUCUGCAACGGCAACUACACACCAAUAUUUCCAGACGACAAGACGCUCAUAGCUCCCUUCAAAGAACACCAGCCGAAAAACAAAACAGGCCUGUCCGCAACCGGGUGGAUGGAUGGCGAAACUGCUCGGGCAUCAAUUUUCUACAUGGAUAAUAACGAUGAUAUUGUCAAUGCGCUCCUGGAAUGCGAUUGGAAUACGGGACAUUGGGAAAAUGCGGGCGAGUACGUUGUCUCCGGAGGAGCUCCUAAGGUAGCGCCAGACUCGGGAUUAUCAGCUGUGCUGCUUGGAUCAACGGAAGGAUACCGAGUAUAUUACAAUGACCUCGAAGGGACUCUUCACGCAAUCGGAUACACACCCAGCACGACAUGGUCUUAUUAUGGUGUAAUCUCCCAUGACGCAGCCUCUUCCCAGGCUAUUGGGUCUACCUUCUCCUCUAACGGCAAUAUCUCAGUCGUGAGGCCUAGAGAUGGCGAGAAUAUGGGAGUGUCACAAUUUGAUAAUGGUGACAUGUGGCAUAUAUCAACCUUCCCACAGUCAUUAACACAGACGGGGAACCACUCAACCAACGCAACAAAAGCGUCCGACCUCAAGCUCGGCUCCAAUAGCCCGAACUUUAGCCUCCCAGCUUGGGAUGGUAACGCAUCUGCGCUCGCCGUAACCAUCAAUAACAAGAAUACGCGUAGCGUUUUCUACGUCGGCACUGACAAGAAACUGUACCAAAUCAGCAACAGUGAUAGUAACAGCACAUGGAGCAUAGCCCCGCGCCCAGAUGACGAGGAUAAAUCUUGGCCCGUAGCCGAUGCGGCCGGUGCCCCGAUCGGCAUCGCAAGCGACACCGGGAGCCGCACCACGCGCUUGUACUACAUGAGCGGCGGCCAUAUGGUCGAGGUCAACGGCGACUACGGGAAGUGGCAGCCAGCCACCAUACUACCUAGCACCAACACAAGCCAGACUACUACAGCGCAGGCACCAGCGGCGACAACUACGUCGCCAUCAGAUGAAGAUAAUAAAGGUUUAAGUGACGGUGCAAAAGCAGGGAUCAGCGUUGGCGUAACACUAGGCAUUAUCGCGAUUGCAGGCACGCCAUUUGUAUUAUGGCUAUUACGCCGGCGACAGCGGAGAAUCGACGAGGCAGCUGCGGCAGCGAUGGCGGCGGUGAGAAGAGAUCAAUAUAAGCCGGAAAAUGGAUAUGCGGGACCAGGACCAGCAUACGGUCCUGAUGGAACGCAGGCUGGGGCUCAAACGGUGGUUGGUGCCGACGGGUACGUGUACGGUGCACUACAGACUUAUGCAGGAUACCCACAGGCUCAGCCGCUUCAACCUGGAUAUGGACAGCAGCAGCAGCAGCAGCCACAACAAGGGGUUGCUUAUCCACAGCAGAUGGGUUAUGCUAUUCCGCAACAGGCGGGGUUCACGCAAGAUGGAGGAUGGAUGUAUACUCCGCCGACCGGGGAUAAUGGAGCACACUACCAGCAACAGCAACAGCAACAACAUUACUACCAACAACAUCCACAGGAGAUGCCGGGGGAUACGAAACCCGUCGAGUUAAUGGGUGAAGGGCACUACAAAGAAGUGCCGUGAUCUAAAGUAAUCGAGUAAUGAGCUAGAUACAUACGUACUCAUAUAGAAAAUGGGGCAUUUCGAGAAAAAGGAAGGAGAUAUUUUACACUUUGGUUAUUCCGGGGGUUAUAUGUCGACACUUAAAAGCGGACUUUUGGCGCUAGGCGGAUAUGUCUAAGCAUUAGGUAAGCAAGCAAGCAGUACGAUAAAGAGGACUUGCUUGCGUCUAUUCUGUAUAUAUACGCUAUUGUAAUGUAUAUAAU